Molecule: messenger RNA, 5718 nt
Organism: Chrysemys picta bellii (western painted turtle)
Lineage: Eukaryota; Metazoa; Chordata; Testudines; Emydidae
Source: RefSeq, a predicted model, not a curated record
UACCCCCGCUCCUCCCGGUGCCUCCUCCCGGAUCCCGCCCCCCCGGUUCCGGUCUGGCGGGCCGGAAGUUCGUGUACGCAACACGCCUCCAAGAUGGCGGCGGCGAACCCGGAAGUGAGGAGCCGCCUCUAGGAGGGAGUCAGGACCCCGACGCCCCUGGGGACCAGGCCAUGCUGCAGAGUGAAGAGCACAGAUAAAGAACCUUCCGCCACUCCUUAGAAUAGUCCACCAGCCCUGACAACUUCAUGCUGCAGGAGACAGCCUGAUGCCCUCAGCACAUCCUGCCAUGGACGGAGGGAAGAACUUUCCACAGCAUGAACACCAGCAGUCAGGCAGUACAUUAUACAGUAUGCCGAACCUCCAGACGCAGCUCAGCGUACCUGCCAUGGAGACCUCGAUGCUGGCUCCUGAUUGGUGGAAUUCCUUCUAUUCAUCUGCCCCUUUCUCAACUCCAUCUUUCCCAAGUGAAAACCAGCAAUAUUUUAAUACCACUUCCGAUUUUUACAUGAAUUCCAUCAGCAGACCACCUUUCACAGAGACGACCUAUGCAUCUAUGGGCCUUGCUGACUUCUUACCAAAAAAUGGUGAUUUUCCUCAGGAUUCUUCAUACCUCGAUGAGCUCUCCAACAACUCCCUCUUCUCAUCCCCCGCGGACUCCCUCUCCGACAUUGCCGAUGCUCAGGACUUCCUGCCCGCCGACAGCCUGAACCAUGUGCCAACAAUAUGGGAUAUAAACACGUCGCAACCAAACCAAAUAGAGCUGUUCUCUCCCAGCAGACCGUUCACAGGCUUAGAAAGUUUGGAAGACCAUCCCCCAAACACCCCACUCCUCAUAAGCUAUCAGUCGCAGACUCCGGUGGAGGAGGAUGACGAAGGUGACGAGGAAGAAACGGAGGAGUUGGGGCACACGGAGACCUAUGCAGAUUAUGUACCGUCAAAAUCUAAGAUUGGGAAGCAGCACCCGGACCGCGUGGUUGAAACAAGCACUCUCUCCAGCGUUCCCCCGCCUGACGUUACCUAUACCCUGUCCCUUCCGAGCUCAAUUGCCGACAACGGGUUACUCUCUGCACUACAGCUGGAGGCCAUCGUUUAUGCCUGCCAGCAACAUGAAGUUUUACUACCCAACGGGCAGCGAGCUGGGUUCCUCAUUGGGGAUGGUGCUGGGGUUGGAAAGGGCAGGACAGUUGCCGGGAUCAUCUUUGAAAAUUAUCUGAAGGGCAGGAAGAAAUCUCUGUGGUUCAGCGUCUCCAAUGAUCUCAAGUAUGAUGCUGAAAGAGACCUGAAGGACAUUGAUGCCCCCAACAUUCCUGUGCAUGCUUUAAACAAGAUUAAAUAUGGUGACACAGCUACCUCAGAAGGAGUCCUGUUUGCCACUUAUUCUGCUCUGAUUGGUGAAAGCCAGGCAGGCGGACAGCACAGGACGCGAUUAAAGCAGAUUUUGGACUGGUGCAGGGAGAACUUCGACGGAGUUAUUGUGUUUGAUGAAUGCCACAAAGCCAAAAAUGCCAGCUCCACUAAAAUGGGCAAAGCAGUGUUGGACCUUCAGAACAAACUGCCUGGAGCUAGGGUCGUCUACGCCAGUGCCACAGGUGCCUCUGAGCCAAAAAACAUGAUUUACAUGAGCCGGCUAGGGAUCUGGGGGGAGGGAACCCCUUUCAGAGCGUUUGAUGAAUUCCUCCAUGCAAUUGAAAAGAGGGGUGUUGGUGCAAUGGAAAUUGUGGCUAUGGACAUGAAAGUGAGCGGAAUGUACAUUGCCAGGCAGCUCAGUUUCUCUGGAGUCACUUUCAAGAUAGAGGAAAUCCCACUGGAUCGGCAGUACGAGCUUGUCUACAACAAAGCAGCGCAGCUGUGGGCAGAGGCGAUGGUGGUGUUCCAGCAAGCGGCUGACUUUAUUGGCUUGGAGUCUCGAAAGUCCUUGUGGGGUCAGUUCUGGUCAGCUCAUCAGCGCUUCUUCAAAUAUCUCUGCAUUGCUGCUAAAGUCCGACGCCUCGUUGAGCUUGCCAAGGAGGAGCUGGCAAAGGACAAGUGUAUUGUCAUCGGGCUCCAGUCCACUGGCGAAGCUCGCACCAGGGAGGUCUUGGACGAGAAUGACGGGCACCUAAACUGUUUUGUCUCCGCUGCAGAAGGCGUCUUUCUAUCACUAAUUCAGAAGCACUUUCCUUCAACCAAAAGAAAGAGAGAAAAAGGAACUGGCAUUAAAAGAAAACGGAAGCAGAAAGGCCGCUGUGCGAAGGCCCUGAAAGGCAUGUAUGACAUGGCGGGCGUGAUCAAGAUCAGCGACGACAGCAGCACUGAUUCGGAGGUGGGGCUGGACAGCGACUUCAACUCCUCCCCGGAGUCCCUGUUCGACAACGACGACGUCAUCUUUGUCGAACAAACCUACAACGGCUUCACACCUGAAGACAGAGGCAUUUUGCACUUGCCAGGGUCCCAGAAGGAUGUGCAUGGCCCGGGAGUGCUAGAACACGUGGAGAAAAUGAAACAGGACCUCCUAUCAAAAGUAAAAGCACUGGGCAAAGAGCUACCUCUCAAUACCUUGGAUGAGCUGAUUAAUCACUUUGGGGGCCCGGAGUACGUGGCAGAGAUGACUGGCCGGAAAGGCCGGGUGGUGAGCAGACCUGACGGCUCCGUCAUGUAUGAGUCCCGGGCUGAGCAGGGCCUCUCCAUAGACCACGUCAACCUGAAGGAGAAGGAGCGCUUUAUGAGUGGGGAAAAGCUCGUAGCAAUAAUCUCCGAGGCCUCCAGCUCAGGGAUCUCUCUCCAAGCAGACAGGCGGGUGAGGAACCAGAAGCGCCGGGUCCACAUGACACUGGAACUGCCCUGGAGUGCAGACCGAGCCAUACAGCAGUUUGGUCGAACGCACCGAUCGAACCAGGUCUCUGCUCCGGAGUACGUCUUCCUUAUCUCUGAGCUGGCAGGGGAGAGAAGGUUCGCGUCCAUCGUCGCGAAACGUUUGGAGAGCCUUGGUGCCUUAACUCACGGAGAUAGAAGAGCCACUGAAUCCAGAGACCUCAGCAAGUACAACUUUGAGAAUAAGUACGGGACCAGAGCGCUAGACAGGGUCCUCACCACCAUCCUCAACCAGACUAAGAGCAAAGUGCCUCUGCCCAAGUAUUACCAGGAACGAGAGGAUGAAUUUUUUCAAGAAAUGAAACACGGUCUCGUCUCGGUCGGGAUCUGCUGCAAGGAGAUGAAAUACGGCUACGUAACGGUGGAGAAGGACUGCUCCAUAACCAAGUUCCUGAAUCGCAUCCUGGGCCUGGAGGUGCACAAGCAGAACAUGCUCUUCCAGUACUUCACAGACACCUUCGACCACCUGAUUGAGAAGGACAAGAAGGAGGGCAAAUACGACAUGGGCAUCUUAGACUUAGCCCCCGGCGUGGAUGAGAUUUACGAGGAGAGCAAGGAGGUUUUCCUGACCCCAGGGCAUCCCCAGGACGGGCAGGUGGUUUUCUAUGAGAUCAGCGUCGACAGAGGCCUGAAGUGGGAGGAGGCCUACGAGAAAUCGCUCAAACUGACAGGCACCUACGACGGCUUCUACCUCUCCCACAAGGUGAACUCCCCAGCGCCACCAGGGCUGCUGCCCCACACGUCUGAGAUGGGCUCCAGCGGGGGCGUCUGGUUGUUGGCAGGCAGCAAGAGGCCAGUGGCAACGAUCGAUGCCUCGCUGACCGGUCACCAGGGGCCCAGAGAAGCCUCUGAGGAGCUGCAGUUUCAUUUUGCCCAGCACAGGAGGGGGGUUGACUUCAAAAGGCCGAGGGUGGGGGAGGAGGGAGAUUGUAAUGGGAGUAACAAAAAGAUCCUUGUUCCUGGAGCCAUCUCCACUCGGCCAGCACGUUCCCCGCCAUGGAUUGGCCUCUGGCGGUGUCCCUUGCAGGUGCGGCCCGAAGAAGCCAAGGAACACUGGGAGAGCAGCUACCUCUUCUCCUUCACAAAGUGUAACCACGCCGUCUGGAACAGAACCUGCAAACUAAUCCAAGAGGGAAAAGAGUGUUUCCAGGGCAUGCGUCUGCGCCGUUACUACAUGCUGUGCGGCGCGCUGCUGCGGGUCUGGAGCAAGAUCGCCAGCAUCAUGUCGGACAUCACCAACACCAGCUACCUGCAGAUCGUCCGCCUCAAGACCAAGGAGAAGAAAAAACAAGUUGGGAUAAAGAUCCCCGAGAGCUGCGUCCAUAGAGUGCGGGAGGAGCUGAAGCAGAUGGACGAGAAUGUAAAGCAGAAGCAUAACCACCAGGCCCUUCUGGCCCAGGACCGGAGCCUGCCGUACUCCAUGCCACAGCAUGUUCUGCAGCAGCCCCAUGACCUCUGCCAGCCUGUGGUCAGGCUCCCCCUGCCCAGACACUCCCUGCACCAGGACGAGAUCCUGGACUUGACCUACAGCCCUCCCAGCGACAGCCUCUCCAACCUGGCCUUGAAGCCUGACCCCCUGGGCGCUCUACACUUCCCACCGGAGCCUGUUCUCCAGCCACACCAGCAGCACAGGAUGCCCUUGCAUUUCAGCCUCCCUCCGGUCUUCGAGAGCCCGGCCCCAGCUCUGGCGGGGAACAUGCCUCUCAACCCGUCCCCGCACGACCACGUGCCUCUCCCCCAUCCCGACCACCUGCAGACGCUGCCGCAGCAGGAGCUGCCGCCGGAAGACUUAGCCCAGCAGGAGAACAUCAAUUUCAAGGAGGUGCUGGAAGACAUGCUGAGGACGCUGUACGUGGCCCCUCAGGACAGCGCGCUCUCCCAGGAGCGCCAGAGCGUCAUCCAGUUCACCAGGCCCUUUGAACACUUCUGAGGGGCCAGCUGUGGGGCUCAGCCACAGGCGCCGUGCCCCUCCCUAGCCUCUCACCUGCCUGCCUUUGGCAGGAGCGCUGGCGCGGAGGGAGGCCUGGCUCUGUAUUGCUUUGCAAUGACCCGCGUGUCUCAGUUCGGGGGCAGGGGGAUCGCGUAUUCCUUACAGCAAAGUUUAUUUAUAUAUAAUAUACAGCCACACAUGUAUAGAGUUGUACAUAUCGUGUGUAUAAAGGGGGGGUGGGGGUGGCAAAGUGCUUUUAUCACAGAGCUCAGCUGAUCGGGACCCAUGUCCUCUGCUGCGGGGUGGACCUGCUCAAACAACCGCACCCAGGUAGGACAGAGAGGAGAGCCGUUGACGGCCCCAGCCCCUCCCCACACCCAUCUCCACACCGACUACAGAGUUGAAAGGCCGGGAUUCACCCCCCUCUCCCCGGGGCGUGUGCAGUGUCGGCAGACGGAAACGUUCUGACCCCCAAAGCGAUCCUGUUACCAGAGUGUCCGUGAUGGCGAAAGCCGUGGUUCCCAGCCGUUGUGGGCAGCUUGGCUGGGUCAGCCGGAGCCAGGCUCACACUUGGGCUCUUCCAUCCCAGCCCUGGAGCUUGGUGCCACUCGAAACACCAGAGUCUUGAGGGAAUGGGGGGCAGGCACUUGGGCCUAAUACAGGGGCGGGGACUGCGGGGGAAGUGACAGAGGUCCCAGUGCAGGCUGGGAACCACUGAGCUAAAGCAUCCAUCUGUGUAGGAUUGGGUGGGGCCAGCUGGAGAGACAUUCAACUGACUACAGGUCAUGUGCUCGCUCUCUGCUCUCCAGUUAGUCCAUGCCACUCCUUUCUCUUGGGAGGGGAAACUGACAUGCUUUGGGCUGCCCUGACUUCCCCAAUGGGAUGGGGAACAACUCUUCUGCACUAAUAUGCCCACUUUAUCAGUAUUCAGCAAUGAA